GUUGCGGUGAGGUGGCAAUUCUAGGGGGGAUUUACUGCGUGUUUCGCGCGAAAUUUUGUGAUUUUUAUAGAUGUAACGUCCACACCAAAAGCAUCGCCAUGUCAACUGGAAACAGCAAUAAUGUAUCACCAUCAGCUUCCCCUGGCAUUGGCUCCAGCAAUGCCCCUAAAUAUGGCACUUUGGUGCCAAACAGAGUAUUCGUCGGUGGGAUCUCGCCGCACACUACUGAAGCUGAACUACAUCAGCUGUUUUCAUCAUAUGGGAAUGUGAAAGCAACCAAAAUCAUUCAAGAUCGUGCAGGCGUCUCCAAGGGGUAUGGCUUUGUGACUUUUGAGACAGAAGACGAGGCGAGACGACUUCAGAAUGAGGGAGACAAUAUUAUAUUCAAGGACAGGAAGUUGAACAUUGCUCCAGCAAUCAAGAAACAACCGUUUUCGCGAAUGAUCGACCCGUCGACGGCGUCUCCGACGGGCACCGUGCUCUUCCACAACGGGAUGCCGUACACGUACCACAACGGGAUGGCGGUGUUCCCGGCUCAGGAGUACGGCGGCUACCCGGCCCAGCCGCAGUACCCCGUCAUGUACUCGCAGCCGGUCAUCAUGCCCCAGCAGAAUUUCCAGUACCAGCCGAACCAACCCCAAUGGCCCCAGUCCAACUCGCACUGGCGCUGGACCGCCCCAAUUGGAUAUGCCCCUCAGCCGACGUCCGGCCACCAGUACGUGUACGCGCACUCUGUGCCGCCGUCCCAGUCUGCCGGCCUGCAGCUGAUCACCAUCCCGCAGCAGCCGGUGGCGCCGGCCGCCGGAGAGUUUUACGUGUCGCAGCCGCCGCCCGUCUACCACCACCAGGAGGCGCAGGCGGCCGCCACUGCCGCCGCAGCAGCCGCCGCCGCUGCCGAGCACGACUACCAGCAGGAGGUGAAGGACGGCUCGAGUGACUGGUCCGAGACCGGCUUGGAGCGGCUGUCGGCGCUGUGCCUGGACGAGGCGGCCGCCGACGGUCUGCACGACCGCCCGCCGGACGCGGCCGACAGUGCCUGUGCCGAGGACAAUAGCUGCAGUGAGAGCGGCGACGGCUCUGCGCGCGCCACACCCGCCGGCCGGGAGCGCUCGCCGUCGCCGCUGCCGCUCACACCGCCCUCGUCAUCCGUGUCGCCGUGCGCCGACUCUGUGUCGUCCACCACCAAGAGCUCGAGUCCGCAGCCGCCGCUGGGCGAGAGCGGCUUCGCGUCGCACGUGAGCAGCUCGGGCACCGAGCAGGACAGCUGCGACGGCGAGCCCUCCCCGGCCAAGUCGCCCUCCAAGCCGCCCAAGUACACCAUCCUGGCGCCGCAGAUGAGCCGCAUGUACAUGACGCCGAACGCGGUGCCGCACUAUCACAUCUGGACGCCGUAUUACACUCUGCAGACGUCGGCCGGCGCGAUACAGGCGCCCGCCGGCGGCAAGGGCUGCCCGCGGCACGGCUACGGCGCGCCGCUGCCGCCGCCGUCCGUGCCGCCGCCGCCGCUGUCGCCGGCCGGCGCGCCGCCCCCGUGCUGGCUGCACUCUGCCCCGCCGCCGCCCCUCUCCGUCCACUCGUCCUUUCCCUGUCCCGUCCCGCCGCCCAGUAACGAACCCUUCUCUCCGUCCUCCGGCCAGAUGCAGCGCGCCCGCUACGCCAGCCCCAUCAAGCCGGCGCUGAGCCGCGGUGGCUACAUCUGCGGCCCGCGCGCCGCCGGCGUGCCCGGCCGCUGCGGCGCCGGCGGCCUCAAGCAGCCGGACUUGGGCGGCGCCGGCGACGCGCCGCCGCCUCGCUCGGAGCAGACGGGCGGUCCGAUGACGCCGCCGCCGACUCCGGGCCGCGCCGACCAGCCAGCCAAGGUGGAGUCGGCCGCCGCCCGCCUGCAGACCAUGACCCUGUGAGCGCGGCCCGCGGGCGGAGCCGGCGCGACGCUCCGGCCGGCGCUGUAAACUAGCUGCGGACGAAUCUCCUGCGCUGUGCAAUGAAACUGGACGGCGGGUGGCCUGGUAGCACAAGGCUCACUGGCGCUCUGUCUCUCUGACGCGUCUCUCUCCGCUACGUCCCUGCCGAACUGUUUCUGUAACAGUGCGCGCGGUUGUUGUGAAUACGGUAGAUUAGAUUUGCUCAGAGUGCUGAUUGUAAUUAAGUGCCAACCAUCCCAGGUGCCUUAGGAAGUGACCUUGUUAAUGAUAAUAGAGGCCCUUAUUUAUUGGUAAACUGGUGUAGGGUUAAGUAGUUGUAAGGAGCCUUCGGGCUGAUUGUUCUGGGUGGCAGUCGAGAGCCCUCGAACUCUGUAACCUGUUGAUCUGGCCGAAGCUGUGCUUUCCAUUGCUGUUUGUACCGCCCUUUGUGUGAUUCUUUUCUGCCUCGACUCGUCAUCCAAAACAGACUGAUUCGGAACUCUGUAACCGCUGCGGCCGGCCUGUCUUCCAUCGUGAAUGGCGUCCUGGUGUCGCCCUCAUCGUGGCCCGUUUGGUGGCCCGUUUUUAUAUACCUGCAGGCAGCCGUCCUCUUCCAUCACCCUCAAACGCUCGCCGGGCUUUGUAUCCACGUUUAAUCGAGAACUCCCAUUUUUUGUUUCGCGCCGGUAUGUAUGUGCGUGUGUGCUGAUCACUAGGUUAAGCAUUGAACCCCAGUGUAUUGUACAGUGAUUGAGCGCCCGCUGACUUACGUGUCGUGUUGCCGAUGCGCUCAUCUCACCAGCUCGCUUUCAUCAGUAUUCUACGCUCGCUCUCUAUCUCACAUCUCCCUUAUUGAUAUUGCUGUAUCGUCUCGGCACCAACCAAAUCAUCUGUGAUAACGCUGUUGGGGUUCCAAAUAUUUAUUAAGUAUUUAUUGUUAUGCCGCCUGUGCAAUAUGCAGCUGAAAGGAGUUGCCAGUAAUACGGUUGUUGGUGGCACUCAUGCACAGACAUGGCAUAUUUCAUAUAGAGUAUAGUUUUUUAUGCGGACGGUGCCGAGCAAAGCUCUUGCGUUAGGCGGUAUUCUGAAGGCUCUGAAUUUGCACUAUAAAACUAGGAUGCAGCUGCGGGCUGUAAUUUUAAGGUCGGGCUGUCUGUCGGUGUUGAGGCGCUGUGUAGGUUGUGAGAGGGGCCCGGACUGCCGGUCGGCUGGGAGGGGCGGCGCUCGCUCGCCACCGGUUGUGGUGUCAGGGAUCGGGGAGGGCCCGCGCUCGGCCCGCCGUCUGUACAUACGGGGCGGCGCAGGGGUUCGGGAAGGAGGGCUACUGCUACUGUUCAGGGCAGGCCAUGUGGCCGCGCUUUAUAAGUCGGCCGGCCGCCGGCGACCUACUGCCCCGCUGCGGCCGGCCGCGGGCCGCGUCCCAGCGCCCUCCCACUCUCCACAUGGGCUGCCCUGCCGUGUAAAUAAAUAGCCUGAUUUUAAAGUGCAAAUGUCAUUUUAGUGCAAAGUGUCACAUACUAUUGUGUGCUCAUUUUCGGUCAGUAUCCGCCUAGGGAUUGGCGACGCUAUCCGCUGCCGGCCUGACGCGCCCGCCGGUUGUAUCCGCUCGCGCUCGCUGUCUGUCCGACUGCUGGGCUCCGUCCCGGGCGGCCCUCGGCUGGCCCACUUCCCUGCAGUCGGAGGCGCUCUGCCCUGGGAGCCAGUAGCCAAUGUUUCGGGUGGGGGUGGUGUGCGCGAGGCGCGGGGUGGACGCCGCAGACCGCCCCGGCCCACUCGCCGCGCCGUGGGCUCUUCAAUGGUAAAUCCUUUGUCAGAGCCUGUAGUCUUUGGAAGAAAUAAAUCUGUGAAAUACA
This is a messenger RNA of Amphibalanus amphitrite, 3754 nucleotides long. RefSeq names its product SH3 domain-containing protein C23A1.17-like. The coding region runs from base 99 to 1901 and encodes 600 amino acids. The transcript is spliced from 8 exons. Lineage: Eukaryota; Metazoa; Arthropoda; Thecostraca; Balanomorpha; Balanidae. Gene Ontology annotation, molecular function: RNA binding. The record is from RefSeq and is a predicted model, not a curated record.